Molecule: messenger RNA, 2792 nt
Organism: Tripterygium wilfordii
Lineage: Eukaryota; Viridiplantae; Streptophyta; Magnoliopsida; Celastrales; Celastraceae
Product: protein ALTERED PHOSPHATE STARVATION RESPONSE 1-like
Exons: 4
Coding region: 553-2586 (677 amino acids)
Source: RefSeq, a predicted model, not a curated record
AACUCAUCUCACAUGGAUUUUGUGGAUGCUUAACUGCUUAUUGUUUGUUAUUUUCCUUCUCUGCCCGUUGUCUUCAAUUCAACAGCAACCAAUUCCAAUGUAGUUGUAGUAAGAUAUCAUUAUCUGAACCACCACAGAAAUAUACUCCCCCUCUCUUUAUCUCUUUGGACUCUUCAGUAUCUCCUCUUUUUUCUCAUUCAUUUAUUAACAUUCAUGUUAAAACUCUGUCACCAACUAUAAAAAACUCUGCUAAAUCAAGCAAACAUCCCUCUCAAAUGGGGGUCCCUUUGUUUGUUGACAUUAAAAUCCCAGUGCCAUGAAUGAAAUGGAUUGGUUGGAGGCAAAUGGGUGGGUUCGUUUGGAUUGGUUCUCUGUCUUGUCUCUUUCUUUGAGUUCUGAGCUGUUCUUUUGUUUUCUCUUCAACCUCACCCGCCUUAAUCAACCACAUUCUUCCAAGCAACGACACGGAAACCAGUUUCUGUGAGUGAAAGAUAAAAUUUUGAGGGUUUUGAUAAAAAAACCCAUCUGUCUAUUUUGGAGGAAAGUAGGGAUAUGGGGUGUGUUGCUUCAAAGAAAGAUGAAGACGACAAUGUUGUUUCGCUGUGUAGGGAGAGGAAAAGACUUCUGCAAUUGGCUAUUGAAAGAAGGUAUGCCUUUGCUGAUGCACAGUGUAAGUACAAUCAGUCUCUCUGUGCAGUAGCAGCCGCUAUUAGGUUGUUUCUGGCCAGACAUUCCUCUUCUUCUUCCUCUGCGUUCCUCAUCAGUUUCCCUUCCAUUGAGCCAUUUAUGACCAACUACCCCACCCUUGAACCCAUUUCCGGUCAACCUGAGAGUCAAAAAGAAGUAAAAAAGACAGAAGAAAAACUUGUCAGUCACGAGGCAUUCCAAGAAAAAAAGGAAAGUGAAAGUGAAAGUGAAGAAGGAGAAGUGAUCUGUGAGCAUUUUUAUGAUGAUUCCAUUGCCCCACCACCAGAACCAUCACAAGGGAGAGAUUUUGAGUGGGAUUUUUUCUAUCCAUUUGAUGAAGUACUAAGAGAAGAGGUGGUGAAUAGAUUUAGUCAAAGCCCUGAUGACGAAUUGAGGAAGGUGUGGGAGAAAGAGGGGAUACCUGAGCUAGAGGAGGAGGGAGAGAGAGUAGUAAUGAAUGCAAAUAAUGGUGAUAUGGAUCAUGAGGAGAGUAAGGGAUUGAGAGUGAUGGACACACCCACAAACGGAAGGGAAUUGUUGGAAGCAUUGAAGGAUGUUGAGGACUAUUUUGUUAGGUCUUAUGAUUCUGGGUUGAUUGUCUCAAGGAUGCUAGAGGUCAAUAGAGUUCGCUUACUAUCUGGUUUGGAGGGAAUUAAAGAAAACUCGAAUAAACUCAUGUCGUCAGCUACAUUGAGCCGAUCCAUGUCGUUUUCUUCUUCCUCUUGUAGAAGUCUCCUUAGAUCUACCUCCAGAAGUUCCUCUAUGUGGACCGAACUGAACGAUGAUUUGUUUAAGGACUAUGGAGGAAUGGAAGCUGGUAGUCACUUGCUAACGCUAGAGAGGUUAUAUGCUUGGGAGAAGAAGCUGUAUGAGGAGGUUAAGGCUGGAGACAAAGCGAGAAAAAUUUAUGAGCGGAGAUAUUUUCAUUCAAAAAAGCAGGAGCAGGAUUAUAAGCAAGAUAGCAGGGAGAAAAACCAAGUCAAAGCAAAAGACUUGCAAUCCAGGCUCUUUCUGGCCAUAAGAAGGGCGGAAUCGAUCUCUGAAAGAAUUCAGACACUGAGAGACAAAGAAUUGCAACCUCAACUUGUUGAGCUACUACAUGCCCUGAAGAAAAACUGGAAGACAAUGGAAGAAUCUUACAAAACCCAAAGCCAAAUCAUUCUUGAAGUGAAAUCUUAUGACUGUCCAACUCAAGGCAAGUUCGGUACCAACUCUCACCAACUUGCCACACUUCAACUCAAUGCAGAACUUCAAAACUGGCGUGCCUGCUUUGCAUCAUAUGUUUCUACACAAAAGUCAUAUAUUGAAAUCCUUACUUGCUGGCUGUCUAAGUUCAUUGCGCCUGAACUUGAGUCCUCUACGGUGGGCAGGUAUCUUACUCCACCAUGGACAAUCAAUGGGCCACUCUUGCUGGUUAUCUGUCAUAAUUGGAUGGCUUACUUGGAGACAUUGCCUGAUAAGGCAGUAAUAUUUGCAAUGAAAGGCUUUGCAAAGGAUAUUCGAGCUCUGCUGGUUCAGCUAGGUGAGGAGCAACGGCAGAAGAAGAAAAUUGAUGGACUCGCCAAAGAGCUUGAGAGAAAGGUUUUAGCAGUCCAUAAAUUAGAAACCAGGAUUCUUGAGUCGAAUACAUUUGACCAGAAAUCAGAAGCAUAUCUUGAGAACCAAAAACACAUUUUGGAUAUGUUAAGGAAGAAACUGGAUUUGGAGAAAGCAAAGCACCUUGAUGACGUGAAAGAGACAAAGCAAAUCACUCUAAAAGGAUUUCGGACUGGAUUUUAUUCAGUUUUCGAGUCCUUGGCUGAGUUUUCAAAGGCUUCUGAGAAUAUGUAUGCAGGUCUAGUAGAAUGCAGAGAAAUUGCAAAUGCAGCAGAAGAAAUGGACUCCGAGCUCUUAGGUUAGAUUGGAUAACUUACGUGGGACACUAAAGGGGCUUCGGAGAUCUAAGGUUCUCGGAACCAGGUCCAGGUACUGUAUAGGUUCUCUGACCAAACUGUUAAAGCAAGCUGUUUUAGAUGGUUUAAAAUUUUCUAUUUUAGCCAAUUUUUUGUGUUACCUCAUGAUUACUUGAUCAAUUCAAGCACUUCAAUGUUUCAUUCACACAAAAA